AUGUUUGCCCAACGAGCCCUUCGCGCACCACUGCAGAUGUCUGCACGUGGCAUGCGCCCGAUGGCCUUCCGCGCCGCCGCCAUCGCCCCCUUCAGCACCAAGCAAGCCCCCAUCCAGACCCAGGUGCAGCAGCAGUCGGCACCCAAGGCCAAGUGGUUCGCACCUCCACCGCCGCCAGGCAAGCACAUGGUCCCCGUCAAGGCCGCCAUGCCACAACUCGUCCCCUUUUACUUCGUCAACGAGGUGGUCUUCGCCUUCACCAUCAUCCCACUCCUUAUCUACGUCUUCUCGAAGUACAUCUUGCCAGCGCAUCUUCGGCGGUACGCGGCCCGCCUGGCCACCAGCAAGCUUUGA
Messenger RNA from Saxophila tyrrhenica, 354 nucleotides. It is a transcript of the gene atp8, whose product is annotated as ATP synthase F0 subunit 8. Gene Ontology annotation, molecular function: proton-transporting ATP synthase activity, rotational mechanism. The record is from RefSeq and is a predicted model, not a curated record. The transcript is spliced from 2 exons. Gene Ontology annotation, biological process: proton motive force-driven ATP synthesis. Lineage: Eukaryota; Fungi; Ascomycota; Dothideomycetes; Mycosphaerellales; Extremaceae. The coding region runs from base 1 to 354 and encodes 117 amino acids.